AUGGUAUGGAACAGCAAAGCGCCCCACAAGGCAAUUAUGACGGCGUGGAGGGUGAUUAGGAACAGGAUACCGACCUAUGACAACUUGAGAAAGAGGAGUGUAGCCAUUGGAGAAGAGGACUCCAAAUGCAAUGCAUGCAAGCUCCAUACAGAAUCGUCAAACCACUUUUUCCUGCAAUGUCCGAAGGCGGAGGAGGUUUGGAAUGAGAUACAGUUGUGGAUGGGAAUCAGCACAGCUAGAACUAAUUCGAUUGGUGAAUUUCUCUGUACGUUUGUGGGUCUUGGCUCCGGGAAGAGGUUGGAUAAGUUGAUGAAGUCCCUAUGGGUUUGCUCCAUUUGGACAAUGUGGAAAAGAAAGAAUGAAAGUAGAUUUGAAGGAAAAGUUUGGGAUUCCCAGAGUACCGUUUCAGAGAUUAAGGUACGUUUGUGGUGCUGGAAUAAGAUUUUCGAGAUUGUAAACAAGGAGUUGAAUCUCUCCUCCUGGUGUGAAAAUAACUUGCUCACUGCUCUUGUGUAA
Messenger RNA from Salvia miltiorrhiza (redroot sage), 516 nucleotides. RefSeq lists its product as uncharacterized. The transcript has a single exon. Lineage: Eukaryota; Viridiplantae; Streptophyta; Magnoliopsida; Lamiales; Lamiaceae. Bases 1 to 516 code for a protein of 171 amino acids. The record is from RefSeq and is a predicted model, not a curated record.